AAGGGUGACCCGCCGUUUCCUGCCUCACGCCUGCUGGGAAUUUGAGUCCCCUGCCAGAGCUCGUCACCACGUCCCCAGUGCCAGCCUCGGGGUGAGCGGCCUUUCCCCAAACGCCUGCUGGAAAUUUCCAGAGGCACCACAGCAGUCCCGAAACAACAGUCUGCUGUGCCUCCCCGCAGGCGCUUCGUUUUGGGAUCUAUUGCUCCUGGCAGGCACGCCAUGCUCUGCUUCACCGACUGAAUUUAAGCCUCUUACGUGCUGCUCAGUUGGAGGGGUUCAUAUUAAAAUUAGUCCCAGCACCGUGACUUUUCCAUCAUGUCAGAACCUAUCACGCUCAAUGUUGGAGGAAAACUGUAUACCACCUCUCUGUCCACUCUGACUAGCUUUCCAGACUCCAUGCUGGGAGCCAUGUUUAGUGGGAAGAUCCCAACCAAGAAGGACAGCCAAGGCAACUGCUUUAUUGACAGAGAUGGCAAAAUCUUCCGCUAUAUCCUGAACUUUUUACGAACUUCUCACUUGGACCUCCCUGAAGAUUUUCAGGAAAUGGGCUUACUGCGGCGGGAAGUAGAUUUUUAUCAAAUUCAGCCCCUGAUUGAGGCCUUGCAGGAGAAGGAGGUAGAGCUUUCUAAAGCAGAGAAAAAUGCCAUGCUCAACAUCACCCUCGAUCAGAAGACCCAGACUGUUCACUUCACUGUCCGAGAAGCACCCCAGAUUUACAGCCUGUCUUCCUCCAACAUGGAAGUGUUCAGUGCUCACAUCUUCUCCACGUCAUGCCUGUUCCUGAAGCUUCUUGGUUCCAAACUGUACUACUGUUUCAAUGGAAACCUUUCCUCAAUAUCCAGUUACCUGCAAGAUCCCAACCACUUGACCUUAGAUUGGGUUGCAAGUGUGGAAGGCCUCCCUGAAGAGGAGUACACCAGGCAGAACUUGAAGAGACUCUGGGUGGUGCCAGAUAAUAAGCAAAUCAAUAGUUUCCAGGUGUUUGUGGAAGAAGUGCUGAAAAUAGCCAUGAGUGAUGGCUUCUGCAUAGAUUCUGCUCAUCCACAUACUUCAGAUUUCAUGAAUAAUAAGAUUAUUCGCCUAAUUCGGUACAAGUAGGAAUGGCUGUUUGUGGUGCCAGCAUGGAGAUAACACAGGUUAAGUGUUUCCCUUUGAAACACACUUACAGCCUAACUCAGAAUCAUGCUUAUCUGGAUUAAGAGUCACUAACAAGGAGAUGAUUUUCCUUUAAUGUACUUACCAAUACGACCUUUCAGAAUAUGUCCAUAUUCCAGACAGAAGUAAUAUUGUCUAGCACCUGAAUUUAAGGACUGGCUCUGUCUCUGCCUCUGAUCUGCUGUACAGUUCUGGGGAAGAUCACUUAACUUCUGUCCUCUCUGCAUUUUCCAGCUGGAAAAUGAGUGAUCUUUAACCUGCAUUGCCAGGGGAUGACAGGGGUCCGUAACCAUGGUUUGGAACGUAUCUGGAGAACGGAUGCAGUGAAAGAUACCAUGGAGCUGCAGUGCAGCAGACAGCCCUAGGAGCACGUUUGCCAUGUCUUGCUGUAUCACAUGUGCAGAGCAUUCAAGAAGCUUGUUUGGACCUGCAGAGAAGAAGCCCUCCCACAUGCACUCAAUACAGCUGUAAAGAAUGGUGCAAGUUGCGAGUGAGGGAUCCCAUCUCUUGGGUUCAACAAGGGAUUUCUGUCACUUUGUGAAGCUGGCUUGGGUUUUUUUUCUGAACCCUGCGAGGAAGCCCCUGCUUUGUUCUGCUUUCAGGGAAGCCGUGUUGGAAAAAUGUGACUGGCAAGGAAGCCUUAGAAGAGAGAAUGGCAUUAUUGCAAACCAAGAAGAUUAAACCUUUACUUUUACAUUCCAAAGGCAUCCGAGACAACUAUCCCAUUUCUUUCUCUUACAAUAUUAAUAUUUGUCUGAAGGAUGCUGCUUAAACUUUCUAAGGUGAGGACAGAUUUUGGGGCAGAGGCCCCCAAGUAUCUACCAGACCUUUGAGCCUCUUUUGGGCAUAUCUCCCUUCAGCAGUGCCUGGAAUGCAUGAGAUGCUCUCUGGGUAGGAUGGAUUUCAUUUGAAAAGACAACAUUCUCACCAUUACACCUAAUGUUUUUUCAUUGCAAAAACAGAAGGUCAUUUUUCCUAUCCUGGUUCAUUGAGCCUUCUUUGUUUAGUAUCUUUGUGAAAUGGUCAGGUCACUAAAAGAAUUUUGCCUGCUUGCUUGGCUUCAGUGUCUGCUUGCCAGAGGGAAGACAGUGGGAAACCAGAGUUCAAACUCUUCCCUACACACCUGGUCUGUGCUGUAAUGAAGAUCAUAACUCACUAGCUGCAUGCUGUCUCUAAACAUCAUUUGUGCCACAUUCAAGAUGGUUCUUUCUCAGCAAAUUAUGUUUAAAAGUGUCUUAAUUGUAUUUCCCUAACCAGAUUGCUGUGAGUGCAUGACAGGCCCCCUGGAACAUUUUCAGGUAUCUUUAAUGAGAUAGAAGGGAAAAUGCAGUAACUAAGAUUUGCAUUUAGUUUUAGUGCUUCCAAAGGAUUCUAGCUGCACAGGGCUCAGUACAGGGCUGCAAAGCUCAGUACUGUGCAUGUUCUUGUUUCCCAGAGUAACUACUCUGUUGUUACAUUAAGCUGACCUGUGAACAAGCAUAAAGAAGCUUUUUUUCUUGUAAAAAACCAGUGUGAUCAAUGUAUUUCUACUGUCCCAAACUGUGACUGCAUGAACAACGCAAAUCAGCAUGCUGGUGGGUAAAAUGCACAUUCUGCAGUUGUUACAAACCACUGCCCUUUGUCUGACUUGGUGCUAAACCAGCAUGAUAUACAUGGGACCAUGUUGUCAGAAAGCACUGAUUGGGCUUGAAGCCCUCAGAACCACUAAACGUGGCACAUUUUGUGUAUUUUGAGGAUUAUAAACAGGAUUUUGUGACCAAAUUCCAGUUCGAGUCACCAUGUUCUUCUAUAUUUAGUCACAUGAGGAAGAACUCUUUUUGUCUUUUUUUUUUUUUUUUCAAUCCCAGUCCUGAAUUACAAAGCAUGAGUUUGCCAGUCAGCUGGACAUUGACAGGGAUGAUCUGUGCUGGUAAUAUGAUUAUGAUCUGUCAAAUGAACCCUCUUUCAUCAAAUCUGUGACUUGAAACAGAUAUGCUGUUGCUGAAUUUAUGAUAACAGAGAUUUUGGGGACUGUUCACAGUAUUUCUUUUUAACCCACACCCUCGAGAGUAGAUUUUAAAUGAUCUGUAACCAGAGCUCUUGUACGUCAUAACCAAAAUAAUACUCACCAGUAAGAAUUUUUUUCCUGUCAGCUUGAGUUUAUCCAAAGGUAAGAGCAGUGAGCUUAGAUCUCAUUUGGAAGGGUGGAGGGGGGAAAGUCUGACCUACACCCUUUAGAGCUCUGAAUCAGUACUGCUCCAUUCUGUUUCAGCAAAAUAAAAUAUUCUGUGGGAGUUGAAUCAUUACUGUAUUGUUUUUAGUGAAAGGUAAGUAAGAGGAGCCUGUAAAAGGAGAGAACUGGACUCAGAUCUUCACCUGGGUACUUUAACCCAUCAGUCUGUUAUGAGGAAGAUGAACAAAUUGAAUACUUGUUUGUGCUCAUGCAAUUAAGUCAGUAAAAGGUACA
Ficedula albicollis (Collared flycatcher) is the source of this 3601-nucleotide messenger RNA. It is a transcript of the gene KCTD21, whose product is annotated as potassium channel tetramerization domain containing 21. The record is from RefSeq and is a predicted model, not a curated record. The coding region runs from base 316 to 1098 and encodes 260 amino acids. NCBI's taxonomy places the organism in Eukaryota, Metazoa, Chordata, Aves, Passeriformes, Muscicapidae. The transcript is spliced from 2 exons. Gene Ontology annotation, molecular function: cullin family protein binding; histone deacetylase binding. Gene Ontology annotation, biological process: ubiquitin-dependent protein catabolic process; protein homooligomerization.